AUACAUCCUUUAAUCAAGAUACCUUACAUGAGAAGCAAACACUUGAAAAUAUAAAAUAUAUAGUCGUGUUUUUCUGAGAAAAGUAUCAAAAGGAAGUGAGUUUAUGAUUAAAACAAGAAGAUAAUAUCAGCCAAGUAGCUCAGAAAUAUAAAUGUGUUUCCCUUUGAAUUAAUUGUAUUUUUUUUAUUCUAAUAGCAUAUAUUUUUCACCUUUGAAGACUGAAUUUACUCAAUUAUACACAACACGGUCAAAUUCUGUCUGUUACAAAACAAAAUAAUAAAUAACCAAUGUUUAAUACAUCUGUCACAAUUUAAAAGAAGUCAUUUAGUUUUCGAGGUGUUGAUUUAAUAAUGUUUAGAUAUUUGUGCUGAAAAACAAGACAAAAAAAAAGAGUCAUGUUUUACAGUUUUUGUUUAAAAUAAAUGGUAAUUUGUUAAAGAGCCAACGAUAUUAGUAAAAUAUGAAGGCAGGUUUAUUGUAGAAGUAGAAGUGACGCUCUAAUCUUCCUGUAGAAAUGCAGCUCUUUUCAUUAUUCAUUAUGAGCUGCAAGCGUGCAGAAGCGUGUCCCAGAAGAUGCAGUCGGUCCGGUCGGGAAAACCGUUUUCUGUCUUGUUUUCCGCCGCAGACACCUAAACAUCCAUCGAGAAUCACUUCUGAUACUCUUUCUUUUCCUGAAACCUGCAUCUAAACAGCUUCAAACAAGAAAACCUGCCAACAGAAAAAAAAGUAUUAUUUUUAUGAUAAUUCAUUUUGUUUGAUUGAUAUUUUUUCAAAUGGGAAUACAAGACCCAGUAUUUAAUCAAGUCACUAUUAUUUUUUUCAGUGCAGAUUGCGUGGAAACAGCUUUACAGCAAUAAACAGGGAACAGCGUUCCUUUCUCCUCCUUCGGUCUCUAAUCUAGAAAAGAGAGAACGAUCAAGUGAGCGAUUCCCAGCAGGCCUGCUCUCCGUUUCCUUCAGACACAGAUGUGCUCCUGAUGAGGCCAGAUGUCUGACAGCGCGGGGUCUUCAAUCCCACAAUCCCCUGCGGCCGGAGCAGCUGCGGAGUGACGCUCCUCUCGUCUGUGUGUGAUGUUCAGCAGCACCUGAGGCUCUUCUCCACACCUCACACGCGUCUGAGAGCUCAUUCAUUCAAAGGCCUGCGUGUAAACAAUGCAAAUCAAGAUUUAACCCAUCAAACUUUUUUCGCGUAAACACGUUUUAAGCAUAGGUUUAAAAAAAAAAAACGGAAGAAAAACAGAACUGAGUGAAAGAAACCAGCGCGAGAAUGCAUUCAAAACCAAUUGUAAAACUCCACAGAUGAGCAAAUCAGUCCAAAUGAGAAGAGACGAAUGCAUGGAUUCAUUUUUGAAAAUUCUUCGUUGAUAGCAAUGAUUUCAAUUUAAAGUCAAACAAUCAAGGUCUUAAUUACUACUAGCAUUAAACACAUCGUUAGUUUUCCGAUUUUCCUCCAUUAAAAGUCUGAAGAUUUUGUGUAAGCCAUAUUUUUAGUUCCCAGUGCAUUAUUUUCAGCUGGUUUAAUACUUCUGUCUUUCUAUGUAACAUAAAAAGAGACGGAGCCAGAAUAGAGCCCUGAGGAACACCACAGACCGGGUUCUGCUGGAGCUGGGGGUUGCUCUGCUCCUCUGCUGCCUGCAGGUGGCGCUACAGACAGCUCUGAGCCCGAGCCAAUGAAUCAGUCUUCAGAGAAUCGAUGCGCAGCCGCUGUCUGAAGAAAGAGGGAACUCUUUUAAAUACAAAAUCUCUUCAUUAUCUUCCUUUAUUGGUGUUUCAGGCGCUCCUUUCUGCGUUUGUCCUUCAUUGAGCUCAUUUAGAAAACAUAAAUAAAAAUAAAUCAGCGCUGCAAGUAAUGAAUGCAGGAAAUGAAUCAUCAUUAUUAUGAAGCCGUUGACAUCUGCUCUAACACCGGCGGGGCAUUUAUGCAUUUUAAGUUAAAAAUGUUUCAUUUUUAUUGUACGUAGUCGUUAUUAUAAUAAUAAGUACAUGUAACGUGAAACAAAAACACCUUAAAAUAGCCACCAGAAAUUAAAAACGAACAAUCUCUAUAAAUCUGAUUGUGAAUGAGCUUCAUAUUACCGGAUAACGUGAACGAAUGAACUUGAAAUGCAAAACCUGAUUAUAGAGUUGUACACAUCACUGAGGAAGAAGCGAGACAAUCAGGAAUGAGGCAGCGGUUCCUUUUAUUCAUUCAGCGCAUACCCAGACUGACUCUCUCUCUCUCUCUCUCUCUCUCUCUCUCUCUCUCUGUCUCUCUCUCUCUCUCUCUCUCUCUCUCUCUCUCUCUCUCUGUCUCUCUCUCUCUCUCUCUGUCUCUCUGUCUCUCUCUCUCUCUCUCUCUCUCUCUCUCUCUCUCAAAAUAGCCGCGCACAGUUCCCUCGCGCUCAGUGAGUCCAGACAGCCGCCGCGCGCAAACAUCGGAUCGUCUGGAGUGCCCCGGAUUCGCUCUGUGUCGGAUUCGCUCCUCGGUCAUGCGGCGCGCCUCGGUACCGGAGCCGGCGCGAGCGCACGCACCCGAUGGCGCCCCGUGAGCGCGCCGGGACCCAGCAUGCGCGACCGAACCGAGCCGCGGGAGACGCUGGCGCGCGCGCUGACCGGCUGCUUGCUGUGCGCGCUCAUCCUCUGGACACUGCUCGGGAACGCUCUGGUGUGCGCCGCCGUGCUGCGCUUCCGCCACCUGCGCGCCAAAGUCACGCACGUCUUCAUCGCGUCGCUGGCCGUGUCGGACCUGCUCGUGGCUGUGCUCGUGAUGCCGUGGAAGGCGGCGGCAGAGGUGGCCGGCUUCUGGCCGUUCGGCGCCUUCUGCGACGUCUGGGUGGCGUUUGACAUCAUGUGCUCCACCGCGUCCAUCCUGAACCUGUGCGUCAUCAGCGUGGACCGCUACUGGGCCAUCAGCAGCCCUUUCCGCUACGAGCGCAAAAUGACUCUUCGCGUCGCUUUCGUGAUGAUCGGCGCGGCGUGGACGCUGUCGGUGCUCAUCUCGUUCAUCCCGGUACAGCUGGACUGGCACAAAGCCGACGCGGGCGCCGCGGAGCCCAACGCGUCCGACGCGGACAGCUGCGACUCGAGUCUGAGCCGCGAGUACGCCAUCUCCUCGUCCCUCAUCAGCUUCUACAUUCCCGUGGCCAUCAUGAUCGUCACCUACACGCGCAUCUACCGGAUCGCGCAGGUCCAGAUCCGGAGGAUCGCGUCGCUGGAGCGCGCGGCGGAGCACGCGCAGAGCCGCCGGUCGGACCGGAGCCUCCACCGGAGCCUCAAGACCUCGUUCCAGCGCGAGACCAAAGUUCUGAAGACGCUGUCCGUGAUCAUGGGCGUGUUCGUGUGCUGCUGGCUGCCGUUCUUCGUGCUCAACUGCGUGGUUCCGUUCUGCCGCCGCGAGCCGUGCGUCAGCGACACCACGUUCGACGUGUUCGUGUGGUUCGGCUGGAGCAACUCGUCGCUCAACCCCGUCAUCUACGCCUUCAACGCCGAGUUCCGCCGGGGUUUCUCCAGCCUGCUGCGCUGCCGCGGCCGCUGCCGGACUCCGGUGGAGACGGCGAACGUCAGCAACGAGCUGGUGUCCUACAACCGGGAGGCGGCGAGCGCGUGCGUCAACAUCAUCCCGAACGUGGUGGACGAGACGUUCGACCGGAUCUCGCAGCUGUCGCGGGGCGGCGGCGACGACGACGAGGACGACGACGACCUGGACGACGCGUUCACGCCGAACGGCAUCCGCUGAGCGCGAGCUUUAACGCGGAGUUGGCUGUAGGUCGCGCGCGUUGCCGUUGUCACAUGACCGCGCUGCCGUUUGAUCCGUAAAUGCUUCUGGAUUAAAGAGUUGAGAUGUUAGUGGGACUGAGCGUGUAGAAGGUAGAGGACUGACCGGAGAGACACGUCUUCAUCAUCUUCAGCCUUACUGUCCCUCCGGAGCCGGGCCCCUGUCUCUCCGCUCCAGCUCUGUUUGAUGGUGAAUGUCUUCAUUGUGUUUCUUUACUGUUUAAUGUUUACAAAAGCCAUGCCUGUAGAUUGAUGAUGAGCGCUGACCUCUGACCUCUGGGUGUGUGUGUGUGUGUGUGUGUGUGUGCUGUUCUUCCCUCUCUCUCACACACACACACACACACACACACAUGAAUGUACACUAACAGUCAUGUGCACAGAUCUUUUUUAAUAAAAAGCCCAUGAAACGAG
This is a messenger RNA of Puntigrus tetrazona (Sumatra barb), 4163 nucleotides long. It is a transcript of the gene drd5a, whose product is annotated as dopamine receptor D5a. The coding region runs from base 2545 to 3714 and encodes 389 amino acids. Lineage: Eukaryota; Metazoa; Chordata; Actinopteri; Cypriniformes; Cyprinidae. The record is from RefSeq and is a predicted model, not a curated record. The transcript has 2 exons. Gene Ontology annotation, molecular function: G protein-coupled receptor activity. Gene Ontology annotation, cellular component: membrane. Gene Ontology annotation, biological process: adenylate cyclase-activating adrenergic receptor signaling pathway.